AAAGUGUUUGUGUGCGCAUUUGCGUGGAGCGAGCAACGAACGACGACAGCCAAGCGAUACGCGCUCUUUGCUGCUGCUGCUGCUGCUUCUCACACAAGCAAACGUCCAUUCAUACAAGCCCCACACACGUACACGCACACACACACACGCACCGCAUACAAACACACCGAACAUGGCUGCCCAAGGCCCCCUGAUCACAAGCGCUGGGCGCAACCACGUCAUCUUGUCAAAGCAGCUCUGCAUCAUCAUUGCUGUGACGGUGCUCUGCGCUGGCUUCCUCUUCUUCCGCUUCGAGCAGUCCGCUGUGGAGCGCUCCCGCCUCAACCAACAACACGUCUCCGAACACAACCAGCAGCUCAAGGGCCAGAACGAUGCCCUGAUGAAGGCCAAGGAACAGCUGGAGAAGGACGAGGACGAGUUGACAAAGAUGUACGAGAAGUGGAUUGCGGACGACAACGAGGAUCUGAAGAUCACCAAGGAGCAGAUUCAAGAGAUUCAGCGGAAGCUUGACCAGGUGCAGGCGUCGCAGGAAGUGCACGAGAACACACUUGCAGAGAAGGAGCUCAUCCUUGCCGGCAAAGAGGACGUGCUGGCGGACCUGCAUGCGCAGCUGAAGGAGAAGAACUCGCUGAUCAAGGAGAUGAAGCGACGCAUCACGCGUCUUGGCGGGAAACUGCCGGAGAAGAUGAAGGAGAUGCCCGAUGACGACGACUGGGCGUGGUGAUCAUCCCUCAUCAUCAUCAUCAUCAUCAUCAUCAUCAUCAUCAUCAUCAUCAUCACCAUCAUCAUCAUCAUCAUCCUUGUUCAUCACCAUCAGCACCAACACCAUGGUGGUCGUGUGACAUGACCACGAUGGUGAUUGUCAUCGUCGCGGUGUCAUCAAGGGCAUUGCCUGUCUGGAUGUGUCUGUCUGUGUCUGUGUCUGUGUGUGUUUGAGUCCAAGUUUAGACUGCAUUGCUGCGUCUCUUUCUCGUGGCAUCGUGGAGAUGCUUCAUACGUAGCCGUGUGUGUGUGUGUGUUGUGUGCGGUUGUGUACAAGAAGCAGAGAGAUAAGAGUGUUAACGCGUUUGUGUUGCUGCACACACGGCGAUGCUUGGCCUUCAGUUCCAUUUCCCCCUUACGCCCUCUCGCUGUUGUGUUUGCGUUUGUGUUGAGUAGUGUCUUGUUGUUGUGUCUGUGCCUCCAC
Molecule: messenger RNA, 1186 nt
Organism: Salpingoeca rosetta
Lineage: Eukaryota; Choanoflagellata; Craspedida; Salpingoecidae
Exons: 4
Coding region: 173-724 (183 amino acids)
Source: RefSeq, a predicted model, not a curated record